CAAUAACAAAUUGCCAUGUAGCAGGAAUAUUUUGGGGAUUAUCAAAAUUCAUAUUUAUAUAUAUUGCAAAUGUUGUUUAUCAAAAAUUAGAUAAAGAAUAGGAAAUCAUAUCAUCAUGAGCAGCAAAUAUUUCUAAAUAAAAACAAAGCAGCUGAAACUUCAGGUACUCUCUCUCUCUCUCUGAGUUAUUACUUACAAGGUUUCAUAGGCAUGGGACCUUGGUACAUCUUUGUCAUUCCUAUUCCUAUUUUUAUACUACGUAGAAAGUUGUAAACUGUCAAAGUAGUUUCUCAUAAUUUCUUGCAGAAGCAGCAGAAAAGGUCCUGAGAAAAACUACUCUCCCAUCCCACCGCUUUGAAAAAGGUUUUCCCUCAAAUCAUUCUCAAUUCCUCUCUCUCUCUCCAAAAUUUUUUUACCACAAUAAUCAAUUAUCUUUAAGGGUAAAAAAAAUUAGAAAAGAAACACCCAUCUAUUGUUUAUCUUUUGUUCUAAAGUCUAAACCUUUUGAACACCGAACACAAUCUCUUCCACUUUUUCCUCUCUUUCUAUGAACAGUACUUGAACACAUACACAAAAGCCUGAAAUUUUUUUUCUUCUUCAGAAUCUAAUAGAAUACAUGAUUUCCAAACAAACCCACUUCUAGUUUUUCAUUGUCUCCCAUCUCUAUCACUCUCUCAAGCCCCUUAAACCUAGACUCUGUUUUUUUCUCUUUCUUUCUUGUAAAGCCACAGUCAAAACUCACAUGUCUACUACUACUACAACUCCAAAUCCAAUAGACCAACAACAACAACAACAACUGCCACCUCCAUCUCCAGAGGCUGUGACCCAACAAGCCUACAAAGCUCAUUCGGGUCACGGGUCGGUGGGUCCGGUUAUAGCUGUUCUUGCAGUGAUCACUAUUCUUGGAGUGAUAGCUGGGAUGAUCGGACGGCUCUGCUCGGGUCGGCGUAUUAUGGGUCAUGGACAGUACGACUUCGAGAGCUGGGUUGAGACCAAAUGCUCGUCUUGCCUCGACGGCAGAGUAGACCCUCCUCCGCCGCCACGUCAGCCACCUCCAGAUAUUUCUGAUCAGCCUUUGCCGGUGGAGAACCCUCAAGAGAUUAAGGAAGAAGAAGAUGAAGAAGACGAAGAUGAAGAAGAAGAAGAAGCUCAUGAAAAUAAACAACAUGGACAUAAACAUGGUGAAUCUUCACAAGUGUUAUAGCAUAUUUUUCUCUUUCUCUCUCUCUCUCUCUCUCUCUCUCUCUCUCAUUUUAUGAAAUGGGUUCUUUGAUAA
Quercus lobata is the source of this 1276-nucleotide messenger RNA. Its product is annotated as atherin-like. The record is from RefSeq and is a predicted model, not a curated record. Bases 743 to 1204 code for a protein of 153 amino acids. NCBI's taxonomy places the organism in Eukaryota, Viridiplantae, Streptophyta, Magnoliopsida, Fagales, Fagaceae. The transcript has 2 exons.